This is a messenger RNA of Mesitornis unicolor (brown roatelo), 6438 nucleotides long. RefSeq names its product dynein heavy chain 1, axonemal-like. Lineage: Eukaryota; Metazoa; Chordata; Aves; Mesitornithiformes; Mesitornithidae. The record is from RefSeq and is a predicted model, not a curated record. Gene Ontology annotation, molecular function: dynein intermediate chain binding; dynein light intermediate chain binding; ATP binding. Gene Ontology annotation, biological process: microtubule-based movement. Gene Ontology annotation, cellular component: dynein complex.
AUGGAUAAAGCAAAGAAGGAUUGGACAAAUUCUCUGCGUCCAAGCCCCAACCCUCCUGAUACCAGCAAUGACGCUUCAUGCUGGGACUGCAAUCCAGGAACGAGCUUGUUGCUUCCCGGUAGCUGCAACCAGGGGCCAAAAAAAUACUCAGCCCUUGGACAAAAGACUUUUUACACUGAUGUCCUUACUCCAGGAACCUCCAGCAUCUCAGAGGUAGGUGAUGUUUGUGCUGGCCCCCAGAUGUACCAUGCUUUGCUAAGACAAGCAGACCUCAAGCAGCACACCCCUAAAGUCACAACCUUUAAGAUGCCUGAGGACUUUGAAGGUGUCCUGGAUACGCAAGUGAUUGGACCAACCACUGAGAAUCUCAUCAAGUCAGAUUUCCCAGUACAAUCAUUGAAGCCCAAAGUGCAGAUUCCUUUCCAAGGGCUUCCAGGGCAAUGCCCUCAGAAGAUUGAAGUAGAGCAGAGGAGACAGCUGUAUCUCACCUGUGAUACUGCUCAGCUCUUAGCCAGCAAGGGGCUAGACUCAAAUCAGCUGAUGCCAAGGCACCAUGAUCCUGACAAUAUGUCAGCUAUUGAGGAGAAGAAAGAUCCUGUCUUUCCCAUCUGCCUCCCAUUAGAGAUAUUUGACAGUGACGAGUAUGACUGUCGAACUCCAGAGUGGAACUCACUAGGACUGGAGCCAGGAUCUCAUGAUAGAAAGCCAGUUCCUGGAAAAGCACUUUUACCUACAGAUAAUGUCCUGGGACACGAGGACCCCAAAAGUGAGAAGUUAAUCUACAAGUGGAUUGAUGUUGGUGUUCUGGGUUAUGACAAGGAGACAGAGCUCUACUUGAUCCAUAAAACAGACAAGAGUGGGCUGGUGCGGGAUGAAGAAGGGAGACCCGUCCUCAAUGGAGGAGUAACUCCACAAGGAAGAACCCCAUUGUUGUCAUGUCAAUACUGGGUGCCAUGAGUUUGCCUUCUGGUUCUGGCUGGAGAUACCCAGGUAUUUGCACAGCAGGUAGUUUCUGCCAACAGCCUGCUUAAGAAGACACAGGCGCUGCUACUGUGUCACCUGUAUGUGACCUGCAUGCCCACAGAUGGACUAAAUAGCAUCAGCAAGAAGAGCCUGGAGAGGAUGAAGCUGUUGGCUAACAUGCAGACUCCUAGACUGAAGAAAGAAAAGAGGGUAUCAGACUGUAUGUGCUGCCUGGAGGAUGAAGUGAGAUUAGACUAUGAACGCACCAUGAACAGGAUCAGCUUUGACAGAAUCGUCACGUACAAACCUCAGACGUUUUCUUAUGUCACCCUGCCAGACAAAGAGGAGAAAAAGGUACCAGAGAAAGGGCUCAUCUGGAUCCCAGACAGUUCUUUUGAUGAACAGCAAGCAGCUUUCAACUUUGUCUCACUCCUGACAAAGCCAGAAGUCACGUCACAGGUGCAAGAUGAGUGCAGCAAGGCAGCCACCAUGUCUCUGUUUAACUCAACCUUAGCCAAGCUUGUCUGCUUGGAGGAGUUUGAACAGAUCCAGAUCCAGGCCUUCACUCAGGUGACUUGCUUUGUUUCUUUGCCCUAUGUUCAUAUGUUUCUCAAGGAUACUUGGAUCAAUACUCUAAAGAAUGCAGUAAAGGACAGCCUAAGAGAUGCAGACAAAGGCUGGUACAACCUGGAACAGAGCCACUGGGUUGUCUACCAGACGUGCAAACUGCGUAAGCUGAUGAAGUGCAUCAAAUUCAUCCUUCAGGACUCUGCACGCGCUCUAGUCCAGAACUCACUGAUCAGCUUCACCCAGCUUUUGCUGGAUGCCUGUCAUGGUAUCCUGAAUUGCUCAGAGGACAUGGAAUGGGGAGAUGACCUCAUCAAUAGUCCCUACAGGCCUCAAAGGAAUCCGCUCUUUCUAACAGACCUUGUGCUAGACAGCAGCGGCGUUCACUCCAGCCCCCUUGUGGAGAGCUUUGAGAAGUCCCUCAUUUCUCUGUUCGACAAGGGAAUCCUGGUGACUCAAACUGUCCCGCAGCUGGAGAAGUAUGUGCUGGAAAACGUACUUACCACAGGCACACCCUUGCUGGAUUCAAUGGGCUUGCACAAACCAGAAGUGGAAGAACUGCAUGAAGCUAUGCAUUCUGCCAUUCAAAAGGCACUGAUCCCUCUCCAAGCCUAUGCCAAGAGAUAUGAGAAGUUCUCAGAGCUAAAUAACAAUGACAUCCAGUACUGUCUAAGAGACUAUGAAGAGCAGUGUCCCUCUGCCCAGGAGGUGAUGAGUAUAGUAAACACAUACUUGUCUGAAAAGGAGAACCUGGACAACACUCUACCUAGUUCUGUUGUCUUUGGUCCCUUCCAUGUCAAUGUAGAGGAUGUUAAGCAAAAUCUGUCCACAAAAUAUAAAGCACUUGCCACUUCCACAUUGGACAUACUAGCUAAAACCCUCCAUUUGCAAGUGGAGAAUAUCUGUGAUGCAGAUAAAGCUGUCAGCUGCAAAAUGCAUGGGAAACCAAACAGCAUUGAGGAGCUGGCUGAACUUCGGGAGUGGAUGAAGGGAGUCCCUGAGCAGCUGGCUGUGCGGGAGGAACUGAUUUGUGGAGUCAUGGAAGAUUACAAGGUCGUGGAGGAAUUCCUUUACAAUCUUACUGAAGAAGAUUUCAAUGACAAGUGGGCUGUGAGUUUUUGGCCACUGAAAAUAACUAUGCAAACUGAGUCCAUUCAGCUCCAGCACCUGCAGGAUGAAUCAAAAUUUCGAAAACUUCAGAUCGUGGAUCAGAAUGGCUUUCAACACAAACUGGAGGAGAUGCAGCUGACAGGAGGUGGAUUUUCCAUCCUGACAGAUGUUAACCAAGCUCCUGAGUUGGCUGACAAAGCAAGGGAGGUCAGGAAGCAGCUGAAGGAGCUUCAGAAUUUGGCAGCUCUUUACAACAGGGAAAGAAUCUUUGGGAUGAAAGUUACUAAUGACAGUAAUGUAUCCAGGAUGGUUAAGGACUUCCAGCCAUACUACGAACCGUGGACUACAGUAUCAGGCUGGAUGCAGUGGUAUGAGAGCUGGAUGAAUGAUCCUCUCAUGGAACUUGAGACUGAUCAGCUAGAAAAGAAUGUCAGUGGCUCUUUUAAGACAGUGCAGAGAUGUGUGAAGCAGUUCAAGGAUUCAGCAGCCUGCCAAGCUGUGGCAAUGGCGUUUCAAGACAAGAUUGAAGAAUUCAGACCAUACAUCCCCUUAAUUCAAGGGCUGUGCAAUCCUGGUAUGAGAAACCGGCACUGGGAGGUGCUGUCAGAAGCUAUUAACGUGGAUAUCAAGCUAGAACCCAGUCUGACAGUUGGUCGCUGCUUGGACUUGAGCCUGCUGGACCGUAUCGAGAGCAUUACCAAAGUAGCUGAGAUAGCUGGCAAGGAAUACGCCAUUGAGAAAGCACUCAACAAGAUGGACAGUGAGUGGAACUCCGCUGUAUUUGCUGUGACGCUUUACAAAGACAGCUGUACCUUCACUGUGAAAAACACCGAUGAAGCUUCUCAGCUCCUAGAUGAUCACAUUGGAAUGGUUCAGAGCAUGUCCUUCUCGCCAUUCAAGAAACCUUGUGAGGAAAGGAUGAACACAUGGGAAAACAAGCUGAAGAUGACACAGGAUGUCCUAGAUGAAUGGCUGAACUGCCAGCGGUCUUGGCUCUACUUGAAGCCCAUCUUUAGGUCAGAGGACAUCAAAAGACAGCUCCCAUUGGAAAGCCAGCACUACCAGGCCAUGGAUAAGGACUGGAGUAACAUCAUGAAGAAUGCUAAUGAAAACCCUGAGGUGAUUUCUUUGUGCCCUGAUCCUACGCUACUAGAGAACCUGCGAAAUGGUAACAGACUACUAGAACUUGUGCAUAAAGGGCUGAGUGAAUAUCUGGAGACCAAGAGAGGUGCUUUUCCCAGGUUCUGCUUCCUUUCAGACGAUGAGCUGCUGGAAAUACUGUCUCAGACAAAAGACCCCACUGCUGUACAGCCUCAUCUCUGAAAAUGCUUUGAGAACAUUGCAAAGCUGCUGUUCCAGGAGGACCUACAGAUCACACACAUGUACUCUGCUGAAGGAGAAGAGGUGAAGCUGUUUGUUCCCAUCUAUCCCACUGACAAUGUAGAGGACUGGCUGCUGGAAGUUGAGAAAUGCAUGAAAGCCAGUGGAUGGGACAACAUAGAAAGAGCAAUUGCUGUUUAUCCAGAGACUCCACGUACUACAUGGGUCUUGCAAUGGCCUGGGCAAGUGGUCAUUGCUGGCUGCCAGGUUUUCUGGACAAAGGAAGUGUCUGAAGCUCUGGAAGCUGGAGAUUUGUCCAGCAGGCUUUACCCAUGGCUGAGUACCCAGCUGGGGGAUUUGGUUGCCCUGGUCUAUGGAAAGUUGUCUAAGAUGCAGCGAGCAGUGUUGUCAGCUCUUACUGUGAUUGAGGUCCACACCAAGGAUGUUGCAGCAAAGCUGAUUGAGGAGAAUGUGACAAACAUGAAUGAUUUCGAGUGGAUCUCCCAGCUCAGAUACUACUGGACAAGGGGGGACCUGUACAUCAGACCUGUCAAUGCUGAAUUUAUCUGUGGCUAUGAGUAUCUGGGGAACAGUGGCUGUCUGGUUAUCACGCCCCUCACUGACAGGUCAGGAGACUGUUUUCUGGGUAUUAAGUGAGCUCUGCACCUGAAAUUUGGAGAAGCACCUGCAGGACCAGCAGGAGCAGGCAAAACAGAAACAACAAAAGACCUGGGGAAAGCACUAGCAAUCCAAACUGUAGUGUUCAACUGCUCUGACCAGCUUGACUGUAUGGCAAUGGGGAAGUUUUUCAAAGGAUUAGCCAGCUCUGGCGCAUGGGCUUGCUUUGACGAGUUCAACCGCAUUGAUACUGAGGUGCUGUCUGUGGUGGCCCAGCAGAUCACAACCAUUCAGAAAGCACAGCAGCAGAGGGUGGUUUGCUUCGUGUUUGAAGGCACUGAGAUCCCACUGGUCCCAUCCUGCGCAGUCUUUAUCACUAUGAACCCAGGAUAUGCUGGGCGUCCUGAACUGCCCGAUAACCUGAAGGCUCUCUUUCAUCCUGUGGCUAUGAUGGUCCCAGAUUACUCCAUGAUUGCCGAGAUCUCACUCUAUUCCUUUGGGUUUAACGAAGCCAAAGUACUUGCAAAGAAGAUCACCACAACAUUCAAACUAUUGUCAGAGCAGCUCAGCAGCCAGGACCACUGUGACUUUGGGAUGAGAGCUGUAAAGACUGUCAUCUCAACAGCUGGCAACCUCAAAAGAGAGAAUCCUACUAUGGAUGAGGACCUGAUCUGCCUUCAGGCUAUCAGGGAUGCCAACCUACCCAAAUUCCUGCAGGAUGACCUAAAGCUCUUCAGUGGUGUUGUCUCAGAUUUAUUUCCGAAUAUCAAAGAAAAGCCUGUUGAUCAUGGCAUUCUGGAAGAAGCUAUUUGCAAAUCCUGCAUCAAACUGAAUGUGAAGGAUGUUAAUGGUUUUGUGAUGAAGUGCAUCCAGCUCUAUGAAACCAUCGUGGUUCAUCAUGGCCUUAUGCUAGUGGGACCAACAGGCUCUGGGAAGACAAAGAGUUAUGAAGUUCUGGCAGCUGCAAUAACGUCACUGAAAGGGCAGCCUGCGGCCAGCGGUGGGGAUUACGAAGCAGUCAGCUACUUUGUACUGAAUCCCAAAUCCAUCACAAUGGGGCAGCUUUAUGGAGAAUUCAACUUGCUAACGCAUGAGUGGACAGAUGGGAUCCUUUCCUCACUCAUCUGGCAGGGAGCUGCAGCCACUGACACCACCAAGAAGUGGUACAUAUUUGAUGGGCCAGUUGAUGCUCUGUGGAUUGAGAACGUGAACACAGUGCUGGAUGACAAUAAGAAACUGUGUCUCAGCUCAGGGGAAAUCAUCAGGCUGGCAGAGAGCAUGACCAUGAUGUUUGAAGGGCAGGAUGUGGCUGUUGCUUCCCCUGCCACAGUCUCCUGCUGUGGCAUGGUUUACCUGGAACCCAGCCUCUUGGGGCUGGAGCCCUUCCUUGAAUGUUGGCUGCAAGGAAUCCCAGGCAUCAUGCAGCCCUUCUCACAGCAGGAGAGAGAUUCCUCAAGCUCUUCCUGCCUCUCCUUACAGGAGGCCAUUGGGUUUGUCCAGAGGUUUGUGAAGGAGAUAGUUACCUCAACAGACAGUAACCUCACAGGGAGCCUCCUCAUACUCUUGGAAUGUUUGUUUCAGCCUUACGUUCCCGUUGAGGGAACUAGGACGACUUCCCAGGAGAAGGCAGCUUGUAUUGGAGAACUGAUUGAACCCUGGUUUAUAUUUGCCUUGACCUGGAGUGUGGGUGCUACUGGAGAUUCCCAAGGGCGCACGGCAUUUAGCUUGUCGUUGAGGGAGAUGGCAAAGGAGAAGAUCCAGUUACUUUUCCCAGAAGAAGGACUGGUUCAUGACUGUAAGCUGUGUGAGGCUGGGCUUAGCAGUGCUGAAGAUGAUCUGGAUGAGGAGGCCAUUAGGAAG